AUGACUCUUCCUACAUCUGUUAAUAAAUAUUAUAAGAUUAUUAUUCUUUUAUGUUUGCAGACCUGGAGAGGCUUCUAUCUGGGUGGCGUGAUUUUCCUAACUCUAGUUUCACUGGCACUUCAAUUUCAUCCUUCUUUCCUUACAUCACGCUGGGCUAUCAAAAGGCUUCUUCUGUUCAGUAGCUUGGUUGCAUAUGGUGUGGGUCCUUCACUUCACUGGGUGUUGCUGCUUGGUGGAUGGAGUGACUACACUGUGAGGCUAUUUAUACCAAAGGUGGCUGUGAUGUACUUGCUUGGAGUGUUGGCAUUAGGAUUUUAUGCAUUGAAAAUACCAGAACGUUAUUUCCCAGGUAAACUCAACUACAUAGGAUCUAGUCAUCAAUGGUGGCAUCUAUUUAUUUUAUUAGCUUUUUACUGGUGGCACAGAUCAAAUGUCAUCUACAUGAAGUAUAGACUGAAGUAUCAGUGUUCAACGCAUUAUGAACUUCCAUCUUCUGACGUGCCUUUUGAACUUUAAUAUUCCCAUAUAUUUUUGUAAUUAUAAACAUACUGAAAAAUAAACUAAUAUACUUUCAAUAAAAA
This is a messenger RNA of Orbicella faveolata, 581 nucleotides long. Its product is annotated as progestin and adipoQ receptor family member 3-like. Gene Ontology annotation, cellular component: membrane. Gene Ontology annotation, molecular function: signaling receptor activity. NCBI's taxonomy places the organism in Eukaryota, Metazoa, Cnidaria, Anthozoa, Scleractinia, Merulinidae. The record is from RefSeq and is a predicted model, not a curated record.